AUUUACUCUUUAAUUAUAAUUUUUUCUUCUUUUUUCACGCAUUAGCAAAAUCUUUGCCCAAGUGCAAUCAAAACAGACUCAGCAGAUGCUCCUCCCAAUGGACGUAUAACACAACACAAGCUACACAAGAAGAGAAACAAGAUAAAAAAGAAUCGAGUCGCACAUCAUCGACCCAGCACAUGGAUUCCGAGUCGGUCGUCUCGCAGGUCCAGCGCAAGAUCGAGCUCCAGAGCCCCGAGGACCUCGCCUACCUCAUCACCAACGUGCGCAAUGCGGCCGUCGAGCACCUCAACGAAGCGUUUCCGCCGGUCGAGGGCGCCGAGGAGGAUGAGCUGCGCAUCCAGAUUGAGCUGCUCGUGAACGAGUACAUCAACAAAACCUUCUCGCUGGCCGCGCCCAACCUCAUCAUCAACGGCCUCCCCGUAUCGCCCGACAUGCUCAGAGGCUCCGCGUCGACGCCAGACACCGUCUACGAGCCCUUUGACACGCGCAAGCGCCGCCAAGUCGCCGACCUCAUCACGCAGGAGGAGAAGCUGCUCGAGGACGUCGCGGCGCUCAAGCGCUCCGUGCCCGCAAAAGUGGCCGCCGACCACGCGGAGCGCAUCCGCGCGGCCAUGCGGCAGGAUGACGACGACCUCCACGACCGGGUGGCCAGAGACGCAGCCGCGGCGCAGCGCGAGGCCGGCGCGCUGGGGGUGGCCCAGCUGCAGCGCCAGGAGGGCGUCGAGGCCGGCUUCAAGAGCGCCGUUCAGGGGCUGGGCCGGCUCAAGAGGGACAUGCCGGCCGUCGUGGCCAAGAUGGAGCGGGCGAGGGUCGCGGGCGAGUACGUCGUCGCCAAGGGGCGGUGAUUGGGGGGGGAGGGGAUGCAGCAGGACGAGAAUAGACAGACGGUCUGUCGGUCUGCCAGGCUGUAGGGAUCGACAGGGUGCUUUGCUGCCACUGCUACGGCCCAUGUGCUUCCAUCCUGAUGUUUGAUUCGGGCAUUUUUUUUUUACGACUCUAUCAUUUUUUGGCUACAGGUAUUAGCACCCAACUAAAACCAAGUGGGAUUUCUGCCGGGGGGUGGUUGCGUUCAGGCGUCAAGGGCAACGAUGAUGUUCAAAUGACUUUUGCGAAAGCAAUUGUGGCUAACGCGACGAGCUCUUUUUCAUUUCCUCAUUGCAUUUCGCUUCUUUCAUGUUUAUCCUGUUUGCUCUUUUGGUUUUUUUAAUUGAUUUUGUUCGGCUAU
This is a messenger RNA of Trichoderma virens Gv29-8, 1228 nucleotides long. RefSeq lists its product as uncharacterized. Gene Ontology annotation, cellular component: MIS12/MIND type complex; kinetochore. Gene Ontology annotation, biological process: mitotic sister chromatid segregation. The record is from RefSeq and is a predicted model, not a curated record. The transcript has 2 exons. The coding region runs from base 180 to 848 and encodes 222 amino acids. NCBI's taxonomy places the organism in Eukaryota, Fungi, Ascomycota, Sordariomycetes, Hypocreales, Hypocreaceae.